Leishmania braziliensis MHOM/BR/75/M2904 is the source of this 2121-nucleotide messenger RNA. RefSeq lists its product as hypothetical. The transcript has a single exon. The record is from RefSeq and is a predicted model, not a curated record. Bases 1 to 2121 code for a protein of 706 amino acids. Lineage: Eukaryota; Euglenozoa; Kinetoplastea; Trypanosomatida; Trypanosomatidae.
AUGGCAUCUUCGCUCGGAAGCAUAUCCACCCUCAUCACGGGGGCCUCUCCGGCAGAAGCAUCCUUUUACUCCCUCGCCUAUGUCUCGGCUCUGCAGCACUGCAUCGCCUUUGCGUAUGGCCCCACGCUCAAGUCUGUGGUAUCCUCGACUGCGGCGACAAGCGUCUACGGCGACGGUCUUGCUGAGUGUGUCGUGCGGUGCCGACUGGAGACAGAGCGUGAGGCGACGGAGCGCCUCCGAGCCAUCCUCUUGCAAGAGCUGCCGCAGACACCAGCGCGUGGGCGGCAGAGACGAGACCCCUCUGCUGCGCUGGACGUGGCGGGGGCCGACCAAGAGGGGACCAGCGUUGCAAACCCUUCUACUGGAGGAAGGGCGAGACCUCGAAACGCGCCCGUGCCCAGUCAGAGAAGCAGUAGGGCCUCCUCGUCUGUCGCGCCAUUCGCCAAAGACGGCGAGGUGACGAGGCCGCCUUUUCUUUCUUCCACCGCUGCACUGUCGUUUCCGUCGUCUUCAUUUGCGCAGGCGUCUCGAUGCGACGCGGCCGCGCUGCUCCUUCUUCGCAUCGGUCUGUGUCGCGCGCUCGGUUGGCCCGUUCCCGCCGCGCUGCAGUUCAAUGGAGACGAUGGGGACGAGGUGGGCGGCAUCGAAGACGGGUCCGACAAAGACCGCAGCGGGGCGUUGGGUCGUGCGACGCAACUAGCAGACGUGCUGCUCUCACGGCACAGCUACCCCAAUGUCCCCACGAGCCAACGCGUGACAGAGUCGAGUGCCGCUCCGACAGUUGCCACUCCCAUAGCAAACAAGAGUCUGCACAUGUUCAUGCACAUGCCAGACGCGGAGCUCCGCCAGAGCGUUAUUUUAGAAUGGGUGGAGGAUAUUCUCGUCUUUGCGCACUAUCAAGGCUUCACGCCGGUGCAAACGCAGUGCGUACUGCUCGACAGCCUCCUCAUUCUCAGCAUGGUGGACGAACAUCUGGUAGGCGUGGCCGCCGCUGCUACUCACGCGGCAUGGGAGCAGCGAGUGGGGGAUGCGCUUCAGGAGGUUCUGUGCGCGCAAACGUGCCUGACAGCGACCCGCACGAUCGACACGGCGCGGCGCUAUCAGUCGGUCACCACCGAAGUUCCAGACCCGGUGCAACUCGAAGAGAUAACUGAAAAGCAGCACAAGGCCACCUCGCAGAAGGCUUUAGCGGCCCUUGAGGCAGCGAAGCAGAGCCUCCCCCUUGUCUCGCAGACAGUGAUGCAGCAUGUGGAGGUGGAGGUGGAGAAGGAUGUCACUCUGCGCGCUGUCUUCGCGAUGUCGGAGGCGGCGGCGAUUGCCGAGUACAUCACUCGCUCGGUUGUUACGCACAAGCGACUGUGGGACGUGCUGCUGGGACCUGUGUCGGAAGAGCAGCUGCCGUCGCAGCCAAUCCCGGCGACAGCAGCUGCGGCGGUAGACGGGCUACGGCGCCCUGUUGUCCAUCGACCCAUCUGCGUCUCAAUAGAAAACGUAGCCUCCAUCUACUUGCCACCGCACUCGGUCUUCCACUCAGAGGCACUGCAAGCCGUGGUGGAUGCGCAGUGUCGUCUCUUCGAGGCCUGCGAGAGCGAGCGCAUGCUGCAAUUCUCAACGGACUGGCAAGAGCCGCUGCUGGCCAUUGCUGCGAAGGAACUUAGUGAGCGGCGGGCGCUACAAGAGGCCACAGCGCAGGCGGAUGCGGAGGACAAGGCUGCAGGGCUGACGUCGCAGCAGUGCGCUCGUGUUGAGCGUGCCUACGGACUUCGACUACAGGAUGUGCUGAGGCACAACGCCCAUGUGGUGCGCGGUGCGCCUCCCACUGCGUCCGAGCUGCUCGCCGCAGCCGUUACUCCCGAGGUUGCCGCCGCACCUCUGCCUGGGCGUGUCAGCGGCAGCAAACUGAAGAAUAGCGGCCCAUGUGUGUCGAUCCCGUCGGCUGCUGCCGCGCCCGCUCUCUCCACUGACGCUGCAGCCUCCAUUGUGCUCUCGGCAGACGCCGCCUUUGAGCUCGCCGAAGUGGAGGCGCGAGUCGAUCGCAUUGCUGCUGCCGUCGAGGAGAUGAACGGCCCCAGCACGACCUCUUCCGCUGCCUCGCAACGUGCUGGAAAGCACAGGCACUAG